Mesoplodon densirostris (Blainville's beaked whale) is the source of this 8285-nucleotide messenger RNA. It is a transcript of the gene SYTL2, whose product is annotated as synaptotagmin like 2. Gene Ontology annotation, molecular function: neurexin family protein binding; small GTPase binding. The record is from RefSeq and is a predicted model, not a curated record. Lineage: Eukaryota; Metazoa; Chordata; Mammalia; Artiodactyla; Ziphiidae. Gene Ontology annotation, biological process: exocytosis; intracellular protein transport. Gene Ontology annotation, cellular component: plasma membrane; exocytic vesicle.
CCGCCCGCCGCCCGACGGGGAGCCCGCACGCGCCUCCCAUCGCUGACAGCGGCCGGGCGGCACCUGGACUGCAGGGCGAGCGAGCCGGGCAGAGCCGCCAGCACCCCGCCGGGGAAGAGGAGGCUCGCAGCGCCCAGUCCGGAGGAAGGUAGGUGAUGCUCAGAUGCUGUUGCCUCUCAUCAAGUUGACGUUGGACGGAAGGAGAAUAUACUGUGCUCAGACUGGUCCAGGAGAGGGGACGUGAGCAGGAAUGCCGCUGUAGGUACAAGUGACCUGUCUGGCAAGGAAUGCAGCAUCCCGAGAGCCUCUUCUUGACAUCAUCCCACAGACCACUGCUUCCUUGAGGGAAAGGGCGCUGAGGAUUUUGCUAUCAGCCACCUAAAACUUUUGCCUAGCCAAUAGAAGACUUUUGCUGAAGAACUGAACAAGAUAUCGUUUCAUUUCGUUUUUGCAUCUUCUAAUCAUCUGGGCUACAGUAACUGUUGUUUAGCUUUGAGAAUUUUAAGCCAUAUUUGUUACUGUCAUUUUUGUGUACACGUUUCAAAAUGAUCGACUUAAGCUUCCUGACAGAGGAGGAGCAAGAGGCCAUCAUGAAGGUUCUGCAGCGGGAUGCUGCCCUGAAGAGGGCUGAAGAGGAGAGAGUCAGACAUUUGCCUGAAAAAAUUAAGGAUGACCAGGAGCUGAAGAAUAUGAGUGGCCAAUGGUUUUAUGAAGCCAAGGCAAAAAGGCACAGAAACAAAAUCCACGGAGCAGAUAUCAUCAGAGCAUCCAUGGUAAAGAAGAGGCACCAGGGAGCAGCUGAGCAGAGUAAGGACAGAGCAAACAGGGCAAAGGAAAGCUGGGUGAAUAAUGUCAACAAAGAUGCUUUCCUCCCCCCAGAGCUAACUGAUGUUGGAGAAGAGCCAGAAGAAGAUGUAGCACCUGCAAAUCCAAGUUCCAGCAUGGUAAAUCCAGCUUCCACCAUGAUUGAUACAUCCCAGGAAAGCACAAGGAAGUCAGCUGUAUCUCCAGCCAAGCAAAGGAAGAAUCCAUUUAAUAGCUCCAUGCUGCCAGAAGAUCACUUAUCUCAACAAAUCAAAAAUGAGCAGUCAAAAAAUGGAAGGGCUGGUUUCUUUCAGACUUCAGAAGAGGGUGAAUUGUCAGAGUCCAAAGAAGAGUCAUCUAUCCUGGAUAUUUCAAGCCAAAAUUUAGAGAAAACAAAGCAGACUUUUCCAGGCCCUGAGAAUGGGUCCCAAAUCAAGGCUCCAAUCCCCAAAGCCAGGAAAAUGAUCUAUAAAUCACAUGACUUAAAGCAAGAUGAUAACCAGUCUUUUCCUAGACAAAGGACAGACUCCCUGAACACAAGAGGGGCUCCAAGAGGGAUCCUGAAACGCAAUUCCAGUUCCAGUAGCACAGACUCAGAAACUAUUCAUUUUCAUCAGAACAUUGAACCCAAAAGCAAAAUUGUGUCACCUGGCCUAACCAUCCAUGAGAGAAUUUCUGAGAAGGAGCAUUCUUUAGAAGAUGACUCCUCCUCAAACUCACUGGAGCCAUUAAAGCACGUGAGAUUCUCUGCAGUGAAGGAUGAACUCCCACAGAGUCUGGAGCUAGUCCAUGGCCAGGAAAUAGGAGAAUUUAGUGUUUUAGAAUCUGACAGGUUGAAGAAUGGAACAGAAGAUGCAGGGGACAUAGAUGAGUUUUGGAAUGAUCCUAAGCCUUCCCAAUACAGAAAGCCUUUGCUUUUUCAGCCGUCAGCCUCAAGCCCAAGUACAUCAAAAAAUGAAACACAUCAGCCAACAACUUCUGGUUCCUUUCCAAUUAAUGAGCACCAUUCUCCCAAAGAAGUUUUAACUACAAGAGCACAGUCCACUGAGAAUUCACACGCCAUCAAUGAACACACAGCUAACUCAUCAGAAUUAUCAAGGCUUGAAUCAGAGUUGUCCAGAAGCCCUGCUGAUGAACUGUCUCACGUUGAGCCUGAGUCAUCUCGGGUGCCAGAUCUCAGUUCUAGAGACCAUCAGCAAGGUAAGCCCCCUCUUCUCAAGUCCCUAAAAGCUAAGACGUCCUCAUGCUCUGGUCCACAUGCCACUGAGAUAAGGAAGACAACCGAUGAUUCCAUAUCUAAAGUCCUAGACUGGUUUAACCGAAGUUCUCAUUCAGAUGACAAGAAAUCAUCUCUCCAAUAUUCCCAAGAAAUAGAGCCUAAAGGAAAAACAGACUCAAAGUCACGGAUUGCUGUUGCCUUGGUGACCGAUGAUACCAGUCAAAAAGAAAAUGGCUCAAAGGCUCUGUUAUCCACCAAAGUUGAAUUAACACCUGUGGGAUCUGAUUCAACAUUCCAGGUAGAGGAAAAUAUGCCUUUUGGAAAUGGCAAAAAUGUGGAUAUCAAACCCAAAUCUAUUAAUUUGUCCCCACAAGGCAAGGAAAGUCCAGGCAUACUGCAACCAUUUGAAAUCUCCAGUCCAAAUCAAGAGAGUAAAACUGUGGACUAUAGCCAAGUUUCAAAAAACGUAGGAGAAGGAAUUGGGGUACUUCCUCCAACCAAUAACUAUUCCUACAGUGUUUGCAAAGGAUCUCAUGCAGAAGAUCAAGUUCCAUGCAACACUAAGGAUGUUGACAGUUUAGGUGAAGAAGAACCCAAGCUUUGUGUUUAUGAAGAAAAUAGAAGAAAGUCAGGAGUGAAUUUUGACUCUUCAACAGUUAUCGAACAAUGGAGUUUGAAAGACAAUGUGAAGGCAGAGAGAGAGAGCAAAGGAAGAGAUAGUUACAUCCUAAAAGCUUCUUCAGAAUCGGAGGCUAUUGAGUCACCCCCUGAGGCUACCAACAAUAAAUCUCCUUGGAAGAAGCCUAAGGUCCAACUACAAGAAGCAGGUGAGGUUCCCCAAAACCAAGUGCAAAGAGAGAAAUACAAAAGAGUGAGUGACAGAAUAUCCUUUUGGGAAGGUGAGAAAGCUACUGCUAACUUAACUCAUAAAGAACCGACAUCUUCAUUUAGUCAGGAACAACUUUCUGCUAAAGCAUAUCAGCCUGUGAAGUCCAUGGACAGUUUAUCUAUGGGCUGUAGUAAAUAUAAUAAUCAAGUCACUGCCGAACAAGUGGUCCUAGAUAAGGAUGGUCAAGCAGCCCAUCUCUGCCAUUUUUAUUCCUCAAAUAAAACUAAAGAGACCAGGCCCCAAAUAUCAGGUCCAUCCAAAAAUGAUCCUUCAGCUGGCCAACCAGGUAAAGUGUCUCUGUUUCAGAGUAAGACAACUGAGCCUAUAAGAAGAUUACCAGUGACAGACAGUUUGCAUUGUGAAAAGGACAUUACUUUUCCACCACUGCAACUUCUUUCAAAUGUUGGGAGUGAAAUACAUACCUCUUUGGAGAAAGACAGAUCUCUAAUUGGUGAAUGGAAUCCCAACUUUAAAGUUAUAUCCCUAAAAGAAAGAAUGGAUGAACCCAAUACAGAACAGGUCUAUAAUCACUCUCAAUUUGAGAAUUUGAGAAAGUUUUGGGACUUAGGAGCCAAUCCAAACAGUCAAGAUAAUAUUGAGAAGAAUACUACCACAAGCCAAAAAAAUUCUGUGCCUUCUACUAGCCAGAAACACAAAGAAUUCAAUGACAUUAAAUCAUCAGGAAAAAAUACCCAUGAAAGAGAGACGCUUCUAAGCCAGAAAAAAGUUCCGGAAAGAGAGGAAAUAGAGAAAUUAAAUUCAAAGGGCACACUCCAGGUGUUACCAAAUGAAACCACAUUUCCAUUGAGACCACCCAGAAAGUCCACUCAUCAGUUGCCAGGAUAUGAGUCAUCAAAGGAAAACAUGGGAAAAAAUACAGAAGGGUUUGUUACUCCAGUGUUCAAGGAAGAAAAGGAUUACUCUGACAAAGAGAUUCAAGAGAUUCAAGAAUCCAUCGUGAAAACAAGUGUUUUCUCUAAAGACUACAGAGACACGUUUAAUGACAGCUUACAGAAGCUGCUUUCAGAAGCCUCAUCACAAGUCAUCCAGCCCUCUGGUGGAAAAGUUCAUAAAAAACAAGCGCUUGAACCAGGUAUUUCUGAAAAUAAGACAUGGCCUCGAAAGACAGAUUUUGCUGAUACUGAGGAAGAAGCCAAAAGACCUAAGGAGAUCAUUAAUGAGCAUAUAGACAAAACAGUAGCUCCUCCAAAGGUCAAUUCGAACACUUUGACUGCUAGUCCAGACAAACUCCUGAAGGAAGCAACUGGAACUCCACCCUCUCCCUUGCAAACCAAAUGUGAACCGGCAACCACUAGGAUCAACUCUGAGUCUGAAGAGAGUAGAGUUUAUGAAGAAGGGAUAGAAUGGAGUCAGAACACAUCAGCCUAUCAGAGAGAGAUACUAGCUUCUUUUCCAGAGGCAGAAACUUUGGGAAAUUCAGCUCUCUCCCAGAAAGCUCAAAGUGGUGAGUGCCAGCUAAACACGGAGAACUUGUUUCAGAUGGCUGCAGAAGGUUCUUACCCAUUGGAUCAACCUUCCUAUCACCACAGAAAGGGUUCUUUUGGGGAUGUGGCCAACACUCCCCAAGGUAUGCCUUCUUCUAAGGAUGCUCAUCUAGUUCCUCAGAAUAAGGCAUUACCUUCUCAAAGGGAAAUUUCUGAGACUGUAGAAAAAGUUCUUCUUCUACCCAAACCUGCACUGAAUGAUGUAAAGGCUGUAUUACAAAAGCUACUUAGAGAAGCUUGGUUGAGUUAUCCAGUUGGGAGGGAAGUAGUUUCUGGAGAAGUAAAAGCAGAAUUUCCUGAAGGCGUGCAGGUAGAAGGUAGCCCCUCAAACUCUCUGGGAGUUAUCCCAUCACAGACUACAAUGGACAGCAUAGUUCCAGACAGAAAGGAUUUGUAUUCCUGCAGUGUAGUUCCUGAUCAAACUCAUAAAGUUGGAUCUUAUUUAGCUGCCCAAAUGCUUCCAUCAGAACAAACCCUUAGCUCAUCUGCUUCUACUGUUGCUCAGUAUGGCAAAGAGUUAUCUCAGGAAGUGACAGAAAUUGUGAGGGAAACAAUUAUUCAACCUAAAUCAGAGCUCCUUGAAUUCAGUGCUGUCUUAGAAAAACUACUGAAGGAAACAAUUGAAACCCCCUGCUCAAAAUAUGACAGUGAUACAGGGACUCUUUAUUCAUCAAAGUUAAUAGGUAGUACUGAGGUGCCCAGGCAAGCUGCUUCUGAAUUCCAUCCUAAGGAAAUAAAAGAAACAGUAGAAAAGUCUGAGGCUCCAUCAAUUACUGGGAGUGCUUUUGAGAUUGGCUUUGAGAAACUCCUUAAAGAAUCAUCUAACGGUCCUUCUUAUCAGCUCCAAGUGUUGGUGAAGGAAGAAACUCCUGAGAAGGAGCCUUCACAGUCAAAGCAGGCCAGGUUCUUGGGGAAAGUGCCCUCUUUUUACUGGAAAGCCUCAAAGGCCUCGGAAAUGAAACGUAAGAGUAGUGUUUUCAAAUCUCAAGUCAGUCAAUGUGAUAAAGUGUUGGGAAGAGAAAAAGCUGUGACUGAUUUACCAAUAGAUCUCUGUGGUUUUGAAAGUGGGGUUGAGAUCCCUGGAACCUCACAACUUUCUGUGGACCAUGAAAUAGGGACCACGGAAACUAUAAAACCCCCAGAGGACAGGAAUUAUAAAAGUGAGGUUGCAGUAGUUUGAGAAGGGGCUUUUCAGGAGCUUGGUUUCAAAGAGGCUUCUGACGCAAUUAAUGUGCCCAGAAAUAGGCAACCCAUUCCUCUCCUGACAAACAAAGAAAACUCUACAAAAAUAAGUAAAGUUGAAUUGAUUCUGGCAUCCCCAUAUAAGAGACAAGAGAAAAAGGAAGAAAAAGAAGGUUUCUCUGACUCUGAUUUUUCAGAUGGAAACAUCAGUUCUAAGGCAGAAAGCUAUAGAAAUACCUCCAGUUCAGAAGAAGAACCCAGUCCUGUUUUGAAAACUUUGGAAAGGAGUGCUGCUAGGAAAAUGCCUUCCAAAAGUCUAGAAGAUAUUGCAUCAGAUUCAUCAAAUCAAGCAAAAGUAGAUAAUCUGCCAGAAGAAUUAGUGCGUAGUGCUGAAGAUGUUUCCACAGUGCCUUCACAACCUGAUAAUCAGUUUUCCCACCCUGACAAACUCAAAAGGAUGAGCAAGUCUGUUCCAGAAUUUCUCCAAGAUGAGAGUGAUGACAGAGAAACAGAUACAACAUCAGAAGGCAGUUACCAGCUCAGCAGACACAAGAAGAGCCCGAGCUCUUUAACCAAUCUUAGCAGCUCCUCUGGCAUGACGUCCUUGUCUUCUGUGAGCGGCAGUGUGAUGAGUGUUUAUAGUGGAGACUUUGGCAAUCUGGAAGUGAAGGGAAAUAUUCAGUUUGCAAUCGACUAUGUGGACUCACUGAAGGAGUUGCAUGUCUUUGUGGCCCAGUGUAAAGACUUAGCAGCAGCAGAUAUUAAAAAACAGCGUUCGGACCCAUAUGUAAAGACUUAUCUGUUACCGGACAAGGGCAAAAUGGGCAAGAAGAAAACGCUUGUAGUGAAGAAAACGUUGAAUCCUGUGUAUAAUGAGAUACUGCGGUAUAAAAUCGACAGGCAAAUCUUAAAGACACAGAAACUGAACCUGUCUGUUUGGCAUCGAGAUACAUUUAAGCGCAAUAGUUUUCUAGGGGAAGUGGAAGUUGAUUUGGAAACUUGGGACUGGGACAACAAACAGAAUAAACAAUUGAAGUGGUACCCUCUAAAGCGGAAGACAGCACCAGUUGCCUUUGAAGCAGAAAACAGAGGUGAAAUGAAGUUAGCUCUCCAGUAUGUCCCAGAGCCAAUGCCUGGUAAAAAGCUUCCUACAACUGGAGAAGUGCACAUCUGGGUGAAGGAAUGCCUUGAUCUACCAAUGCUAAGGGGCAGCCAUCUAAAUUCUUUUGUUAAAUGUACCAUCCUUCCAGAUACAAGUAGGAAAAGUCGCCAGAAGACGAGAGCUGUGGGGAAAACCACCAACCCUGUCUUCAACCACACGAUGGUGUAUGAUGGGUUCAGGCCCGAGGACCUGACGGAAGCCUGUGUCGAGCUUACCGUCUGGGACCAUUACAAAUUAACCAACCAGUUUUUGGGAGGUCUUCGGAUUGGCUUUGGAACAGGGAAAAGCUAUGGUACUGAAGUGGAUUGGAUGGACUCUACUUCAGAGGAAGUUGCUCUCUGGGAAAAGAUGGUAAAUUCCCCCAACACUUGGAUUGAAGCAACCCUGCCUCUUAGAAUGCUGUUGAUUGCCAAGAUUUCCAAGUGAACCCAGAGUCCACUGGCUCCUCCACUGAAAACUACUAAACAGGUGGAAUCUGAUCUUAAAAAUGUUACUAUGUAGACAGAGAUCCUCACCUUCUAUCUAUUGCCAUAACAAAUGCUACACAGCAUGUUAAAGUCAACCUGCAUGUACUUCUUUGGUUACAAGGCCCAAGAGACUUAAAUGAUAACAAAACAUGUAACGUGUUUGUGACUCCAACAUUAAAGAAGAUGUUUGAGAAAGUUAAGAAAAUCAAACCAUUGCUGCUGCUUCAAAGAAAAAGCUGCCAAAAAUAAUUAAAUGUGGGGUGUUGUUAAUGAACAAAGUUUUCCAAUUUGCCAUCAUGUGUUUCUUUUUUUGUUUUUUUUUCAUUUUUUGGCCGUGCCACAAGGCUUGUCGGAUCUUAAUUCCCCGACCAGGGAUCGAACCCACGCCCCCUGUACUGGAAGCAUGGAGUCUUACCCACUGGACCACCAGGGAAGUCCCACCACCAUGUGUUUCAAACCACAGUUUUGUGCUACAGUUAGAAGGGCCUGCCACUUGAUCAUUGAAAACCCUUGCAUGAACUGAAAAAAUGUUGGUUGUAGAAGAGUGACUGAAGGAUACUCCUACGAGGGGACAAAAAAGCAGAAUAUCAGUGAUGAUAAAGAAUUUGUUCAUAAGAAAACUAUUUACUCUGUAAUCUCUAUUGAAAAUGGAAUUCCAUGUUAGGGCAAUGAUACUGUAUUUACUGCAUAUAUUUUUUGUCUUGAGAAACUUUCCCUUUUCCCAGUGUUAAAGUCCCAAAUGUGCUUUGGUGCCACUCACUGGCCAUAGGUGGAAUUUAGUUUUGGGCUUAAUUUUCUCCCAAGAUAAGUCUCAAACCUGUAUUUUGUAAUAGAGUGCCCGUAUAUAAAACAAAACCUUGCAUAUAUGAGAUUCUGUUUUUCUUAUAACUCUACUAUAUGAAAAGAGCAUGAGCGUGGUCGCAGACAUGCCUUGCAACAAAGUUUUAAUUAGAAUGUAAAUUGUUAAAUUAUACUGUACUUCCUGUGUUUGUAUACUUUUCAUAAAGUAUUUUUUAAAAACCGUUAGAAUAAAUUAUUAUAUGAUUUAAUUGUCAAA